UGUGUUUGGCGUGUUGCUGUUUAAACUGUUCGCGUUUUUAAAAGUUUUUCUUUCUACUUGGAAAGUGUUGGGAGGAAAAAUAUCGUGAUGGACGAAGAAAAUCGAGCAGCGGCUUCGAACUGGAUCACUCAGCAUCCCGUGUACCAGAACCUGAUGAAUCUGGGUGUAGACGACAGCGCGCAGGUUUACGGAGCGUUCCUGGUUUACCUCGACCUGACAGAAGUGCGGCGUUGGACAGGCGUAGUCCCAGUGCCGUACCCUGAACUGAAGGCUGUUCUGCUGGAAGGCCGUGAAAAAGAUGGCGAGGUGGUUCAGGUGGUUUAUCCACUUCCUGCUCACAGAAGCGUCAGUCACAGAGAUUUGAGGUGCAUUGUGGGUCGUGGAACUCCCAUGCUCCUUUGCGCCGUGGCGUCGGACUCCACGCUGGUGUAUCAGCGGCUGAGCGACGGCCUGGUGACCCCUGACCCCCCUGUGGACAUCAAAGACCUGGGACGCCGACAACACCGCAAACGCAGACUCCAAACGUGAAAAAAAAAAAAAACGCUGGUCUCGAGUUUGUUAAAGGGCUGAAAUUAGCGCUGGGGUCUCACACGGGUAAGUAACGAAACGUUCAGCGUGUAAAUCAAAACGUGUGAUGUAGCUUUAGUUUCUCUGAAAUUUAGGACUUCUGUAAUCAAUCAGCUGUACACGGGGUGUGUGUGUGUUGGUUCUGUGUAAUCAGUCAGGCUCGAGCGAGCUUCCUGUAAAACUGAGAGAAACACGAGUGUUUACCGUCUUUAGUGUUUACUGUCUUUAGUAGAAAUACUUUUAAAGCUCUGUAAGAUGUAUUUCAUCCAGAAGGAGACACAGUGAGGAAGCUAGCCAUGUUCUCACUCGUUCUCGCACUCAGAGGCAUGUGCCGAUAUUAAAGUUACACCACGCGAUAACUGCCUAACGGUUUCAUAUUACCAUUAAGACCACUACUAUACUUUUAUCAAUCAUCACUAGAACUACGCAGCUGCCUUUAACUCUGACCGAUGUGAUGUAAUGUUAGCGUAAGAUUCUGUCAUUUCUUGACUUUUGGUUUGUGUGUGUCAAUUAUUUUAUCUUUAAAAUAUGUGAAACCUUUAAUAAACUCAUGUCUAGCUGAUAUUAGAGAAUAUGGCCAAACAAAGCUAGCUUAGCUAACAUUAGAGAGUAUGGACAAACAAAGCUAGCUUAGCUAACAUUAAAAAAUAUACACAAAGCUAUAUUACAUUUAAUAAUAAUAUCCCACAGCAAAGGUAUUUAGCCCAUUUUAAAGGAUAUCACUAAAGAAAAUGCGAAAACAUGACUCAAAAAAUCUAGUAAGCUAGCUAGCAUUAGAACAUAUGACUAAACAAAACUAGCUAGUUUGUGAAUAGCUCGUUUUGUCAUUUUAUGGUGUCCACGUCUGACUUUAUCAUCCAUGGCCAGAAAAAAAACUUGGACAUUUGGUUUCUGUAUAUUAAUUAUUUUGUUCUUUAGCUAUGUGAAACACUAACUAAGCUUUUGUCUAGCUAAUGUUUGAUAAUAGUCAAAUAAAGCUAGCCACCCAAAGGUGGUUUGAGAACAUGUCUUAAAAAACAAAAAUCUAGCAAAAGCUAGUACUAGAGAAUAUUCCCAAACAAACAACUAGCUUACAUUUAAUAAUCCCACAACAAAGCUGUUUAGCUAAUCCUACAGGAUGUUGCCAAAGUCGGGUAGCUAACGAGAGAAAAUUCUAGCCAAUGUUAGCAAAUACCCUCAAACAAAGGCAGGGAAGCUACCCAGUUUAAAUUAAAGUAGCAAAAGUUAGCAUUCCACAAUAAUGCUAGCUAGCUAACAUUUAGGAAAAUACUAUAACAACAUUAGCUAGCUUAGUAACGUUAGGAAAUAUUAUGCUUGUUUGUGCAGAUUGUGUGUAAAGCUAGCUACAAUUCACUGAGAGAAAAGACGGGUUUAUUCAUUUAUUAUAAAAAGUUUUAUUAUUAUUUGUUGGGGGGUUUUGGGACAGGGUUGGAACUGAGCGCUUUUCUGCUAUGAUGCACAGAAAACCGUAUCAUCCUUUGUUUUAUUUUAUGCCAUUUUUAUACUGUUGUAGACGUGAUUAUGAUUUAUCAGCACAUGCCUGCUGAUCGUGGCGAGCUACAAACACGAAACUGCCGUCAAGCAACUCGAGUCUGUUAGGCUGCUUUCACACUUAGUGUUUAUUCCAGUAUAUGUAUUACACAUUUUUCUUUUUUAACCUCCCGACCAAUCAGGUCGCAAGUUAGGGGGAUAGCGAGAAAAACAAAACAUGGCGGUGGAGAUUUACGACAUGUUGAAUGGAAAAUUUUCAAAUGUUGCAAUGCAACGUGAUAAUCUAGAGCGCAAGCUAGGCUAGUUAGCCGAUACUAGCUGGGACUGGGAAGUGUGUUGCUAUGGUUACAAUUUUGUUCCCCCCACAUUGGCACAAAAGGUGCUCCAGUUAGUGAAUUUUACAGGGGGAAAAAACAGCUGGUGUGAAAGCAGCCUUCAACCAUGUUGUGUUUAAAAUAUUGCAAUGUCGAAAGUGUGCGAUUGCUGUACGAUGUUUGAAACGCAAUGAACAAUGAAACAUCCUCCUCUGACACUCACAGUCCUGAGUGAGGUUACACUCUAAAAAUGUCUGAAGAGUUUUAAAAAAAAAAAAUAGAAAAACAAAAAACAUAACACUUACAGACUUAAUGGUGAGAAAAAUACUUUUCCAACACACACAUACGUAUAUAUAUAUAUAAAAUGCCUGGAAUGUGUGGGAUGGAAUUAAAUUUGUCCUUUGUUUUGUUUCUUUCGACAUGAUGAUCUGCAACUUCACGGGACGUCUCGUCUCCAAGGAAGAAGAACAAAAAGAAGAAGCAAAAUGUCCAACAAAUGUUUCAUUCUGCACGUGCAAGAGAUGUAAAGCCACCGAGAGGACGUGACACAUCCUUUUUUUAAACAAAAAAAAAAGUCCAGGACAGUGUUAUGUUCAUGGCUCUUUCUCAAAAAUGUUGAGAAACACAAGAGAAAGGCUUAGUGUAAGGCAAGGGCACUGUAUCAACGAAGAUGCCAGACGUCUGUCCCACGUCCCCUUUUCUCCUCCCCUCCAGACGUCUUUCCGCGGUCGGAGCGGAGCGCUGAUCGCUGAAUGUAAACAGGAGGGCUCGAUGGUGGUGGGGGUAAACUCGCUCAGCGCUCAGAGGAGGGGAAAAGGAGACGAGGGAAGGAGUGAUCAUCUCGAGGAGGAGUAGAGGUAAAACAGUGUCAGGUUAUGUCACGUCCUCCUCCUCCGAACAGUAGUCACGUCCCUGAAGGAGAGGGGAAAAAAAAAAAAAAACACCAAACUUAUUACGUUUACUUCUUUACCUUUGUACUGGAGCUAUAACGUUAAUGUAGCUAACGUAAUAAAAAAAAAAAAGAAAAUCUAGCACUGAAGCCUGUUUUAUACUUGCUGUUAACUGAGCGUUAACUGCAAGAUGGCCGCCGAGUGUCCUGUUGUCAUUUGGUGCGUCACUUGUGCACUUCCUCCGAAAUGAACGUGGCAUGUCCAUGUGGCGCAAUACCAACGUAAACAGUGGAGGCAGCACAGCACAAUUUAACACUGCGUCCGGUACUGAGUAAACAAACUAGCAUCAUGUUUUGAUUACCACUCUUCUGGAUUUUCGAGAUUAGUAAAUAUUUUUGAAUGUAUGGUGAGGGUUUUUGAUUUGAGACAACGAUCAUGACAACAAUCACAAUGAUAGCAGAACGUUUUAGAGAGCGAUAGAGCUUGUGUGUGUUUAAUGUUGAAAUCGGUAAACAUUAAAGUUCGACUUGGCGACCUGACGGACAGCGUUAUGGCUCUGAUGUGCUAGCUAGCGGACACAUUUGAUCCUCCAGAUGUAUACGAGAUACGUAAGCGAGUAUGUGAACAGUGACACUCGCUAAGCAGCUGCAUUCACUCACAUACACGUGGUGAAACUUAAGUGAAUUUGCACCACAAGAUCACGCAACCAAGCGACGUGACCGGUCACCGUUGCUAGUCUAAUCUGUUGACGAAGCUAGCAUGAAACCAAGCAAGUAACAUGUAAACCAAACAACCAAUUUCCCCUUGGAUUAGUGCGUUACUUCAUGUGUUUAACUAGUUAGCUUUAGAAGGGAUAUAUACCUACUACUGUUUCUCAUCUGAACUUUAAACAAUUUUGGACAGUCCAUGCCCACUAGUGACUUCUUGUGAAUGUAGGGUUCGUCUUUGAACUUUAUCUUCAUCCAAAACACUUCUUCUAUGCGACUCUGCCUUCCGGAUUUAGGCCACACCCCCUACCCGAGUUUUAUGCUGGUGUUGAGGAAGGAAGAGAUGGUUCUACGACUGUUUAUGUUUUUGUUUCGCACCGCGGGAACCUUUUCAUAGUACCUGAACUAAUUGUAGAACUACCCACUUUUUGGUGUUUUCACGCCUCCGGAACUGGGUGCGAUUUUAGUACCGGACUGCCUUUUUCAAGAACCAAAUUAGCUCCUACUCCGGAGCAGGGUCUAACCAGCACAACUUCAACUAUCCGUGACGUAAGUAGACGUUGAUUGGCCAAACGCGUACGAAAAACGCCCUCACCCGCCAUGAUUUAAAACGCCGCGUAAACAUACUGUUCUUUCAAUCACUUUAUGUAUACGUCGACAUUCCAUGUCCAUUAUUGUGAAACCUGCGACACAAAACAAAAACACGGCUCCGAUCACAGCGUCCUCCAUCCUCCGGUUGUUUCCGUUGUUGUUCUUUGUUUCCGUUGUUGAACGCAGCGCACAAAUGACGUCGCUGUCGACCAGCUUACGUCACUUCCUAGUGCCCACUGUCGCUGCGAAUGCAACCCUUUAAACGGUACUGGGAAAUAAUUCGUGCAAAAACGCCCAGUACUUUAGUACAGUAACUUUAGUUCUGGAACUAAAGUGGUGCGAAAGGCCCUAUAGUGUUAGAAACCACAUCAGCAACACUUUUGAGAUGCCACUGCUAAACUGGUGUUUGUUAGCUUCUGUUACUUGUUAGCUACAUUAAUUUGUCAUAGCUCUACUAAGGACAGAAAACAUGUCUCGACUGCGUACGAGGAAGGUGGUGAGCUUAUGAGACGUCUCACCUUUUCGAUCUUCUCGUCCAACAUCCUGAAGAACUCCUGCUGGCUCUCUGAUGAGUGGAUGCUAAUCAAAGAGAAAUCGGAUAAUCAGUAAGAAAAUAAACGAGUGUUAUAAAUGAGCCACAGCAACAAACAGCAUGACGUUUUAUUACACUCAGUGCAGAUACUCACCUUAUUUUAUUAGUGUUGCCGCUGGCCUCUUUAUGUUUGCCCUUGUGCAAAAAUGUGCUCUUCUCCUGAAAACAACAACAAUAAUACACUUCACUAAAAAAAAAAAAAAAAAAUCUUCAAAGCAUGAAAUGAAAAUGAAAAACACUGCAUUUACACUGUCAGUCACAUGAUCCGACACAGCGGCCAGAACUUGGGAAGAAAGGCAUUUAGUGGUGUGAAGUGGGCGGGACUUUAACGAUAUGCAGAUGUGGCAUCUACCAACAGGUCUGACAUUAGCUCUAUUCAAAAUGGAUUAGUUUAUCAGCACAACAAUUUUCUAGCAGGUUGUGUUUCCUACAAACCCGGAUGUUUGCGUCACGUGGUCACAUGAUCACGCUCCAUUCACAACAUGGUCGCAACACCAAACCAAAGUUCCAGCAGCAAUUUGUAAAACACAAUUCAUAAUCACAAAAUAUAAAAAAAUCAUCCAUUUUUCAUUUCACGACUCGGGAAGUAUGUAAGAUCUGGAAGAAGGGCACUGAUAUGCGUGAUACGAGACUACAUUCAACAAGCAGCAGCAGCCAAACUUCUUUUUUUCCCCCAACAUGAGCAGACAUCUGCGUAGAAAAUCACUGCUGUUUAUCUGGACUAAAAUGAUCAGACGAGCGCUGGAAAAAUUUUUUGGAGAAAAACAUUUGGUAACUCAGCCUGUAAUUUCCUCAGAGGAGGACGAAGUAAAACACCAACGUGGCUGAGCUGGAUGCAAAUCAAAUCACAGAGUAGCUCCUGUGAAAUCUGCAUUUACUCCAGGACCUCAUGUACAUUUAACCCCGUCUGAAUAGGGCUUUACUCGACAUUCUCCUUCCUGGAGACUCGCUGCAGUGCUACGUGUUUAAAGUGUUUAAAAUUGACCUGAAACACAACAGCACCAGUGGUUUUGUUGUUAACAGAUGGCAGCGAUCAUUGUGUCCGACUCAUUCCCACUUGUUAUUUAAUAAAGAAAUACGUAUAAUUGUUGAUACCAUUAA
This is a messenger RNA of Pangasianodon hypophthalmus (striped catfish), 6253 nucleotides long. It is a transcript of the gene tsen15, whose product is annotated as TSEN15 tRNA splicing endonuclease subunit. NCBI's taxonomy places the organism in Eukaryota, Metazoa, Chordata, Actinopteri, Siluriformes, Pangasiidae. Gene Ontology annotation, molecular function: nucleic acid binding. The transcript has 5 exons. The record is from RefSeq and is a predicted model, not a curated record. Gene Ontology annotation, biological process: tRNA splicing, via endonucleolytic cleavage and ligation. Bases 88 to 528 code for a protein of 146 amino acids.